Salarias fasciatus (jewelled blenny) is the source of this 3865-nucleotide messenger RNA. It is a transcript of the gene cpped1, whose product is annotated as calcineurin-like phosphoesterase domain containing 1. The coding region runs from base 115 to 1056 and encodes 313 amino acids. Gene Ontology annotation, molecular function: hydrolase activity. Lineage: Eukaryota; Metazoa; Chordata; Actinopteri; Blenniiformes; Blenniidae. The transcript is spliced from 6 exons. The record is from RefSeq and is a predicted model, not a curated record.
GUGUAGCAGCAGGAGCCACCCGCAGCGGGAGAGCAGCUCGCAGCCGCCUCACCGCCGACCCUGCUCGGACCGCCUGACAGCUCCUUCACACCAGCUCCCGAACCUGCGGAGGCCAUGGCCGGCAGCGAGGACGUCUUCCUCAGGGCCAAACACCGGACAUUCAGCGGACUCGCUGAAGGAGGAGAGCGAGAGUGGACCGGGCCAUUCUGCUUCAUCCAGGCGGCGGACCCUCAGCUGGGACUGAUGAAGGCCUGGAGGGAUGGCGACUGUGACGGCGGCGGGGAUGAAUGGGCGGAGGAGGUGGAGCUCACCAAGCAGGCGGUGGAGGCGGUGAACCAGCUCAGACCCAGACCGAGGUUCAUGGUGCUGUGUGGGGACCUCGUCCAUGCCAUGCCAGACACACCGUUCAGAGAAGGUCAGGAGCGGGACCUGAAGGCGGCCCUGAAGGGGACGGAUCCCUCCAUCCCGCUGGUGUUUGUCAGUGGAAAUCACGACCUGGGCAACACCCCGACACCCGGCACCGUGGAGCAGUACUGCAGCGCAUGGGGGGACGACUAUUUCAGCUUCUGGGUGGGAGGGGUGCUCUGCCUGGUUCUCAACUCCCAGCUGUUUUUUGAUGCCUCGGCUUGCCCUCAGCUGAAGGAGGCUCAGGAGACCUGGCUCGAGGCACAGCUGAGCAGAGCCUCCUCUUCAACGGAACCCAAACCCAAACACGUCCUGGUGUUCCAGCACAUUCCUCUGUACCUGAAGAGCCCCGAUGAAGAGGACGACUACUUCAACCUGUCAAAGACAGUCAGACAGAGCCUGCUGGACAGGUUCAAGAAGGCAGGGGUGAAGGCAGUGUUCUCCGGCCACUACCACCGAAACGCCGGGGGCUGCCAUGGCGGCCUGGACAUGGUGGUGAGCUCGGCCAUCGGCUGCCAGCUCGGCCAGGACGAGCACGGCCUCCGGGUGGUGGUGGUGACCGCCGACAAGGUGGUCCACCGCUACCACAGCCUGGAGCAGCUGAGGGCGCGGGGCAUGGACGAGGACCUCCGGAAGCUCCUGCAGGCCUGAGGAGGCCGGCGUCCCAACGCAGAAGCUGGGUACCUCCCUCACCCGUUUUGGUUUAAUUGGACAUUUUUUAAGCUCCCAGUGGUUUGUCGAUAUCAGAAUGUAGGCUUCCACCUGCGUGCCAAUCGGAGGGGAAACGGAAAGCUUUGCACAAAACCCAUGUCGCAUUUGAUCAAACCCACUUGCCACAUUUUGGAUACGCUGUCACUUUAUGCCACAAACACACACAAACUAUUAUCUUUAUUAUUCUUAUCUAAUGAAAGACUCUACAGAUUAUACAAAUAAAAGCCUAAAAAACACACUAAUUUGCAAAGGGAUCAUAUUUUAUGAUCUACCAGAUGCAAGUAGAAAUUAAAUCAUUAAAAAGUUACACUUGUUUCUACUCUAUGUAGCCAAUGAAAGUAGUAAAUUCAAACCAGCAACUGAGAUGCCAACCUCAGCUCAGUGUACAGAGGUCUGGGUUAAACUUUGGUUUCAACUGAAUGUUUUCCUCUCGGAGGAUCGGAUGUCAGCCCUGAGCGGCCACCGAAUGUGUUCUCAAACCUGUAUUUUCUGUUGUAGAGAAGCACGUUUCUCAUCUAUCUGAAGUAGCGUUACGUCCUCGGGCACCUGCUCCGUCUGUCUGUGCAGUGCAGAUGUGGUCUGUGUUGACUUUUAAAUGUGUCCCCAGUUUUUCCAUCGUUAAAGGACCAUUCCAGCCUAACAUCCUCUCAGGCUGAGUUUCUGCAGAUCGGGGGAAAGAAAUGAAAUUCCAACAGCUGCGUACAUUUCAGACUGAAGGUUCCUUUAUUGUCUUUGUAAACACAGAGCAUAAACAACAAGACAACUGAAACUCAGCUCUGGUAGUGGGAGCAGAUUAAAUUCAAUACGCAAAAACUCAGAACAGUGUCAAAAAAAAGUAACUAUUGAAGUAGUUUCACAUGAAAUUCUCUCCUUUUCUCUUCCUGUAAAACUUGGUAAAAAGGCUGACAGCUCGUCCUGCACUCAGACGCGUUUCACACACAGCACUUGAAAUGUUUUUUUCAAGGAAAUAUAUAAAUAUACGGAGUCACAUAUCACUCAAAUAUUUCUUCUCAGGGUCUUUGAAGCAGUCGUGGGAAACGUAGGAAGCCAUGUGUAGUUCACAAAAUGACAAAAUAAACUUCAGCUCACUCCCAAAAUGAGUGUUUUGAGCACCCCCUACAGGACUAAUGUGUUCUCCAGCAAGAUUAAAGCUAAGGUUUUGAUUCACAGACAUGAAAAAAGUGCACUGGUGAUGCUGGUUUUUACAGCAGGACUGAAAAUACAAUGACAAUAAAGGCAUCUCUCUCCUCAGGAAAGUUGGGUAAAAGAUCCAGAUUGAUGUUAGAUUUUGUCUAGUCAUGGAAAUAAUGCUUUCAUGUUCAACACUUCCAAACAUUGUCAUAUAUUUACAGAUUUUGAAUCACCUGAUGUGUCACUAGCUUUCGUCCUGUGCUUUAGUUAUGAUUAGUCGGGCUUCAAGGUGCCGCAAUAUGCAUACAGUACAUUUUAACAUUGGUGUAAAAGGUUGGAAUUUUCCUUUAAUGAUCCAGAUUAUUCCCGUCUUCACUGUCUGCUGCAGUCUAAUACCUUGGUGACCAUCCUAUGCAAACUCUUCACUGUGUUGUGUGUGUGUGUGUGUUGUCUGUUCUCAGUGUGUUCUGUUGUUUUGGUCUUAUUGUGAACAGCUCCCGAUACUGCCCUGGCAGAGUGGAUUUAGUUUUAAUCCCUAUGGAUUCUAACCAAAAUGACAAUCUUGACUAAUUUUCGAGGUGUUCUUGCUUUGGGAAGCAGAUGUUAUUGAUGUCAGCGCUAAACUACUUCAUAAUCGCACGGACACGAGCAGUGUGACGAAUCUUGUGCCUCCUAAAAUUACAUUUGGACACAAAACUGAAGUUUAACUGAAAAAUAUUUUUUUGCAGUUUGAUGUUGAAGUGAAUUUGAAAUUGAAACGUGACAUUCUAGAACCGAAAUAAUUCCAGAGGAUCUUAUGUUUCUUUGACCUCUGGCUAAAUCUAAGCUUUAAAAGUGAAGGAACGCUUCUUCCCCCUCAUAAAGCGUUAAAGGGAAUCGCUUUGAUUUUAAGGACGAGAAUCAGUAAUUAACUUCGUAUGUCUAAUACGGAGAACAUGCAAACUCCACAGAGUGAUUCCACACUGCCUUUGAAUCACUUUCAAGUUCUACUGUUCAGAUUUUUAAAAUUCCAACUCGUUUCCUUGUGGCGUGAGUUUCGUCCCCUGCAGCUCCGGUAAAUGUCGGGCUUCUUUCAGCUGCAGCUCUCACCGAAAGUGAUCGUGUUUCACAUCUGGGAGAGAAAAAUCUCUGAAAGUGCAACCUGGAAUCACAUGCGUCGUUACCCAGCGUUCCACGUGAAGUUAAUGUAAAACCCUGAUGGGAAAGGCGAACUCCGAAUCUAACUAGGAAACUGUUGGAUGAAUGAGUCAUUACAAACAAAAUUAAAGAGGAACCGUAAAUACUAUCAAUAAUGGAGUCCAAUUUAAUGAAAAUCUUGAGAAAAAUCUGAGAUUGCAUCAGAUUAUUCCAUCUCCAAUAUAUUUCUCUGAGGCAUGAGUGUUGCAAUAUCCACUUGAUGGCUCCUAGCUACAUGUUUAUUAAAGCAUAGAUCAAACUGACUGUGAUUUUGCCGCACUGUGAUGUUUCUGAGAUGAAAAUAUUUCAUCAUUAGACCAGGGGUUUCACUCACAAAUUCAUGACGCAGCCCUCCCCCCCUCCCCCACAGGUUUAAGGCACACCUAAUCGUUUUGAUCUGCACGUGUUCGGGGAUCCGCACACGGCGAGGCGCUCGGUAAAU